Messenger RNA from Symphalangus syndactylus (siamang), 11066 nucleotides. RefSeq names its product zinc finger protein 462 (gene ZNF462). NCBI's taxonomy places the organism in Eukaryota, Metazoa, Chordata, Mammalia, Primates, Hylobatidae. Gene Ontology annotation, cellular component: nucleus. The record is from RefSeq and is a predicted model, not a curated record. Gene Ontology annotation, biological process: positive regulation of transcription by RNA polymerase II.
CGAGCGCGCACGCCUCGGCCCGGCGGCCGCGCUCCUCGCACCGCCUUCUCCGCAGGUCUUUAUUCAUCUCAUCUCCCUCUUCCCCUUCUCCUUCUCCUUUGCCUCCUUCUCCUCCUCUUCCUCCCCCUCCUCCACCACCUCCUCCUCCUCUGCCGCCGCCACCUCCUCCUCUUGCAUCUCACUGGCCUGGCUCUGAGUGACAAAGACAAUGUCCCAGCCUUAACUUUGCAACCACCUUGCCUCCUUCUGGGGUUCAGCAGGGGGGAGGGGGGACAGCAGCAGCAGCCUCAGCAUCUCCUCCAGCUUCUCCUUCUGCUCUUCUCGAGCUCUUGGAUAAUUCUUCCUCCUUCUUCCCCUAGCCUUUUUCGUCAUUUCUUUCUUUCUUUCUUUUUUUUCUUCCUCUCUGCUGCACGUUGUUGUUGUUAUUAGAAAGGCUUCGCGCACCCCCUGGUGCUCCGGCGUUUUGUGUGGCAGGAGAAGAUUGUCUUCCUUCUCUCUUUCUGUCUUGCUUUCUCUCUCCCCCUGGUUGCUCAUUAUUCAGAGAGAGACACAGAGGGAGGGAGAGAGAGAGAGCGCGCGAGGGAGAGGGAGGAGAGGAGAGAGAAGAGGAGAGAGGGGAGAGAGAGAGUGAGAGGGAGAGGGAGGGAGAGAGAGAGAGAGAGAGAGAGAGGGAGAGAGACGGAUAUCUCAGGUCAUCUGCAGCUGCAGCGAGUCUGAGGAGCCGAGGAAGGCAGGGAAGAUGGCGAUCCUCCAUUGCUGAGACCCGGCAGAAGCACAUGAGACUCCCAAACAACUUCCACAACAAUAACCCGAGCAGGAAGAGGAGAAAGAGAAAGAGGAUAAGGAGGCGGUGGGGCUGGAGAACCCGAAGCACCUCCCGGCGCCGGGACGCUUCUUCUGUUCCUAAUGUGAGAGGGUAGUCCCAGAUCAUGGAGGUGCUUCAGUGUGAUGGCUGUGAUUUCAGAGCCCCAUCUUAUGAAGAUCUCAAGGCACACAUUCAGGAUGUCCACACGGCAUUUCUGCAGCCAACUGAUGUUGCUGAGGACAAUGUGAAUGAGCCACGAUGUGGGUCCAUGAACGCCAGUAAUCAGACAGAGGUGGAGUUUUCUUCUAUAAAGGAUGAAUUUGCCAUUGCAGAAGAUUUAUCAGGUCAAAAUGCAACUGCAUUGGGGACCGGAGGUUACUAUGGCCACAGUUCAGGAUAUUAUGGUCAGCAUAUUGCCGCUAAUCCCAAACCAACAAACAAGUUUUUUCAAUGCAAGUUCUGUGUACGCUACUUCAGGUCAAAAAACCUCCUCAUAGAACACACUAGAAAGGUCCAUGGAGCUCAAGCUGAAGGGAGUUCAUCAGGACCCCCUGUCCCGGGAUCCUUAAAUUAUAAUAUCAUGAUGCACGAGGGAUUUGGAAAGGUCUUCUCUUGCCAGUUUUGCACAUACAAGUCACCAAGAAGGGCAAGAAUAAUUAAGCAUCAGAAGAUGUAUCACAAAAACAAUUUGAAGGAGACCACUGCUCCCCCACCUGCUCCUGCUCCAAUGCCAGACCCUGUGGUUCCGCCUGUAUCCCUGCAGGACCCCUGCAAGGAACUGCCAGCAGAGGUUGUGGAGCGCAGCAUCUUAGAGUCUAUGGUCAAGCCUUUGACCAAAUCUCGAGGCAACUUUUGUUGUGAGUGGUGCAGCUACCAGACCCCCCGCCGAGAACGCUGGUGUGACCACAUGAUGAAGAAACACCGCAGUAUGGUCAAGAUCCUUUCCAGUCUCAGACAGCAACAAGAAGGAACUAAUCUACCUGAUGUGCCGAGCAAGAGUGCCCCCAGCCCCACUUCCAACUCCACCUAUCUGACCAUGAAUGCUGCAAGCCGGGAGAUACCCAAUACCACCGUCUCCAACUUCAGGGGCUCCAUGGGCAACUCCAUCAUGAGACCCAAUUCUUCUUCAGCUUCCAAGUUUUCGCCCAUGUCUUACCCUCAGAUGAAGCCGAAGUCACCUCACAAUUCUGGUCUAGUUAACUUGGUAGAGAGAUCCCGUUAUGGAAUGACUGACAUGACCAAUUCUUCUGCUGACCUGGAAACUAACAGCAUGCUAAAUGACUCUAGUUCUGAUGAAGAGUUAAAUGAAAUAGACAGUGAGAAUGGUUUAAGUGCUAUGGAUCACCAGACAUCAGGCCUGUCUGUAGAGCAGCUGAUGGGCUCAGAUGGCAACAAAUUAUUGGAGACCAAGGGGAUUCCAUUUAGAAGAUUCAUGAAUAGGUUCCAGUGCCCCUUUUGUCCUUUCCUCACCAUGCAUCGACGUAGCAUCUCUCGUCACAUAGAAAACAUCCACUUAUCUGGAAAGACAGCUGUCUACAAAUGUGACGAAUGUCCGUUUACUUGCAAGAGCUCGUUGAAACUUGGGGCUCACAAACAGUGUCACACGGGUACAACGUCAGAUUGGGAUGCUGUGAAUUCCCAGAGUGAAAGCGUUUCUUCCUCACUGAAUGAAGGUGUGGUGUCUUAUGAGAGCUCAAGCAUCAAUGGUAGAAAGUCAGGAGUCAUGUUGGAUCCCUUGCAGCAGCAACAGCCACCGCAACCACCACCACCGCCACCACCACCGCCACCAUCACAGCCACUGCAGCAGCCACAGCCACCACAGCUGCAGCCACCACAUCAGGUGCCACCCCAGCCACAAACACAGCCACCACCAACGCAGCAGCCACAGCCACCCACACAAGCCGCACCUCUGCAUCCGUACAAAUGCACCAUGUGUAAUUACUCCACCACAACUCUGAAAGGGCUAAGAGUCCAUCAGCAGCAUAAACAUUCAUUCUGUGACAACUUGCCAAAAUUCGAGGGGCAGCCCUCAAGCCUACCAUUGGAAAACGAGACAGACAGCCACCCCUCUUCCAGCAACACUGUGAAGAAAAGUCAGACCUCAAUUCUUGGGUUGUCCUCCAAGAACAAUUUUGUAGCUAAGGCCUCUAGGAAGCUCGCCAAUGACUUUCCCCUAGAUUUGUCACCUGUGAAGAAGAGAACCAGGAUUGACGAGAUAGCAAGCAACCUUCAGAGCAAAAUUAACCAAACCAAACAGCAGGAAGAUGCAGUGAUCAAUGUUGAGGAUGAUGAGGAGGAAGAGGAAGACAACGAAGUCGAGAUAGAGGUUGAGUUGGACAGGGAGGAAGAGCCGACAGAACCCAUCAUAGAGGUUCCCACUUCCUUUUCUGCCCAACAGAUAUGGGCAAGAGAUACCAGUGAGCCCCAGAAGGAGCCCAACUUCAGAAACAUCACCCACGAUUACAAUGCCACCAAUGGGGCUGAGAUUGAGCUCACCCUUUCUGAAGAUGAAGAGGAUUAUUACGGCUCCUCAACAAACUUGAAAGAUCACCAAGUUUCCAAUACUGCUCUGCUGAAUACCCAAAAUCCCAUCUAUGGGACUGAGCACAAUAAUGAAAACACAGACUUUGGUGACUCUGGAAGGCUUUACUAUUGUAAACACUGUGACUUUAACAACAAAUCUGCCCGGAGUGUUAGCACCCACUACCAACGAAUGCACCCAUACAUUAAAUUCAGCUUUAGGUACAUCUUGGACCCCAACGAUCAUAGUGCAGUGUACAGGUGCCUGGAAUGCUACAUCGAUUACACCAAUUUCGAAGAUCUCCAGCAGCAUUAUGGCGAACACCACCCAGAAGCCAUGAAUGUACUCAACUUUGAUCACUCGGACCUGAUCUACCGGUGUCGGUUUUGUUCAUACACGAGCCCGAAUGUUAGAAGCCUGAUGCCACAUUACCAAAGAAUGCAUCCCACGGUGAAGAUCAACAACGCGAUGAUAUUUUCAAGCUAUGUCGUGGAGCAGCAGGAAGGGCUGAAUACGGAAUCCCAGACCCUGAGGGAGAUUCUGAAUUCGGCUCCCAAGAACAUGGCGACUUCCACACCUGUGGCUCGUGGUGGUGGUUUGCCAGCUACGUUCAACAAAAACACUCCUUCUAAGACCUUUACUCCUGAAUGUGAAAAUCAGAAGGACCCUUUGGUCAACACUGUUGUUGUUUAUGAUUGUGAUGUUUGUUCGUUUGCAAGCCCCAACAUGCAUUCUGUCUUGGUUCAUUAUCAGAAGAAACACCCCGAAGAAAAGGCUUCCUACUUUAGGAUCCAGAAAACUAUGCGAAUGGUGUCUGUGGACAGGGGCUCUGCCCUUUCUCAAUUAUCAUUUGAGGUGGGUGCUCCAAUGUCUCCCAAAAUGUCCAACAUGGGUUCCCCACCCCCCCCACAACCCCCGCCACCAGACCUCAGUACUGAGCUUUACUACUGCAAACACUGUUCCUACAGCAAUCGGUCAGUUGUGGGAGUGCUUGUCCACUACCAGAAAAGACACCCAGAAAUAAAGGUUACUGCCAAAUAUAUCAGACAGGCUCCUCCCACAGCUGCAAUGAUGAGAGGGGUCGAAGGGCCCCAAGGCUCCCCCCGGCCACCUGCCCCCAUACAACAGCUGAACCGAAGCAGCUCUGAGAGAGAUGGCCCUCCUGUGGAGAAUGAGAUGUUCUUUUGCCAGCACUGUGAUUAUGGGAACCGGACGGUCAAAGGGGUACUCAUUCAUUAUCAGAAGAAGCACCGAGACUUCAAGGCCAAUGCAGACGUGAUCCGGCAGCAUACAGCCACCAUUCGAAGCCUCUGCGACCGAAAUCAGAAGAAGCCUGCCAGCUGCGUGCUUGUCUCCCCCUCUAAUCUGGAGCGGGACAAAACGAAACUCCGAGCACUAAAAUGUAGGCAGUGCUCAUAUACCUCCCCCUACUUCUAUGCACUGAGGAAGCAUAUCAAGAAAGACCACCCCGCCCUGAAAGCCACAGUUACGUCCAUCAUGCGAUGGGCAUUUCUAGAUGGCUUGAUAGAAGCUGGCUACCACUGUGAGUGGUGCAUCUACUCCCAUACGGAGCCCAACGGUUUGCUCCUGCAUUACCAACGGAGGCAUCCAGAACACUAUGUUGAUUACACCUACAUGGCUACUAAACUGUGGGCUGGGCCAGACCCAUCCCCUCCCUCUCUCACAAUGCCAGCCGAAGCCAAAACCUACAGAUGCAGGGACUGUGUUUUUGAAGCUGUCUCCAUCUGGGACAUCACUAAUCACUACCAAGCAUUCCACCCCUGGGCCAUGAAUGGUGAUGAGUCAGUGCUGCUGGACAUCAUCAAGGACAAGGAUGCUGUGGAGAAGCCCAUUCUUUCAUCUGAAGAGUUGGCAGGCCCUGUGAAUUGUGAAAACAGUAUACCCACCCCUCUCCCAGAGCAGGAAGCUGAAUGUCCAGAGGAUGCAAGACUGUCCCCUGAGAAAAGCCUGCAGCUAGCUUCAGCCAACCCCGCCAUAUCCUCUACCCCAUACCAGUGCACGGUAUGCCAAUCUGAGUAUAACAACUUGCAUGGCCUUCUCACUCAUUAUGGGAAGAAGCACCCUGGCAUGAAAGUGAAGGCUGCUGACUUUGCCCAGGACAUUGACAUCAACCCAGGUGCCGUCUACAAAUGCAGGCAUUGCCCAUACAUCAACACCCGCAUCCAUGGCGUACUGACCCACUACCAGAAGCGACACCCGUCCGUCAAGGUGACCGCUGAGGACUUUGUGCACGACGUAGAGCAGUCCGCUGACAUAUCCCAGAACGACGUGGAGGAGACGAGCAGGAUCUUCAAGCAAGGGUACGGCGCCUACCGGUGCAAACUGUGUCCGUACACACACGGCACUUUGGAGAAACUGAAAAUCCACUACGAGAAGUAUCACAAUCAACCUGAAUUUGAUGUCUUUUCCCAGUCGCCCCCGAAGCUGCCAGUCCCCCUCGAGCCCGAGAUGACCACUGGUGUGAGCCCCUCCCAAGUCUCCAUCACUGAGGAGGAGGUGGGAGAGGAGCCCGUGUCUACUUCUCACUUCUCUACCUCCCACCUGGUCUCCCACACUGUGUUCCGGUGCCAGCUCUGCAAGUACUUCUGCUCCACAAGGAAGGGGAUUGCCAGGCACUACCGCAUCAAGCACAAUAAUGUCCGCGCCCAGCCAGAAGGCAAGAACAACCUCUUCAAGUGUGCCCUGUGUGCCUACACCAACCCCAUCCGCAAAGGUCUGGCAGCCCAUUACCAGAAGCGCCACGACAUUGAUGCGUAUUACACUCACUGCCUGGCAGCCUCCAGGACCAUCAGCGACAAGCCCAAUAAAGUGAUCAUCCCAUCCCCGCCCAAGGACGACUCCCCUCAGCUGAGCGAGGAACUCCGGCGGGCAGUGGAGAAGAAAAAGUGCUCCUUGUGCUCUUUCCAGUCUUUCAGCAAGAAGGGCAUCGUGUCCCAUUACAUGAAACGCCACCCAGGGGUGUUCCCAAAGAAGCAGCACGCCAGCAAGUUGGGGGGCUACUUCACAGCCGUCUAUGCAGAUGAGCAUGAGAAGCCCACGCUGAUGGAAGAAGAGGAGAGAGGCAGCUUUGAGAAAGCCGAGGUGGAGGGUGAAGCUCAGGAAAUCGAGUGGCUCCCGUUCCGCUGCAUCAAAUGCUUCAAGCUGUCCUUUAGCACUGCAGAGCUGUUGUGCAUGCAUUACACUGACCACCACAGUCGGGACCUAAAGAGGGACUUCAUCAUUCUGGGCAACGGCCCCCGCUUGCAGAACUCCACCUACCAGUGUAAGCACUGUGAUAGCAAACUGCAAAGCACAGCCGAGCUGACCUCACACUUGAACAUUCACAAUGAGGAAUUCCAGAAGCGUGCCAAACGUCAGGAGAGGAGGAAACAGCUUUUGAGCAAGCAGAAAUAUGCAGAUGGUGCUUUUGCAGAUUUCAAACAAGAGAGGCCUUUUGGUCACUUAGAAGAGGUGCCAAAGAUCAAGGAGAGGAAAGUGGUGGGCUACAAAUGUAAAUUCUGUGUGGAAGUGCACCCAACGCUCCGAGCCAUCUGCAAUCACCUCCGAAAGCACGUCCAGUAUGGCAAUGUCCCAGCUGUGUCAGCUGCUGUGAAGGGGCUGCGUUCUCAUGAGAGGAGCCACCUGGCCCUGGCCAUGUUUACCCGUGAGGACAAGUACAGCUGCCAGUAUUGCUCGUUUGUUUCUGCUUUCAGGCACAAUUUGGAUCGCCAUAUGCAAACCCACCACGGACACCAUAAACCAUUCCGAUGCAAACUCUGCUCCUUCAAGUCCUCCUAUAACAGCCGGCUGAAAACACAUAUACUCAAAGCUCAUGCUGGUGAGCAUGCCUACAAGUGUUCUUGGUGCUCAUUCUCCACCAUGACAAUCAGCCAGCUGAAGGAACACUCCCUCAAGGUCCACGGAAAAGCCCUGACCCUCCCCAGGCCACGGAUCGUCAGUCUCCUCUCCUCACACUCCCACCACUCCUCCCAAAAAGCUACCCCGGCUGAAGAAGUGGAAGACUCCAAUGACUCAUCAUAUUCAGAGCCCCCAGAUGUUCAGCAGCAGUUGAACCACUAUCAGUCAGCUGCCCUGGCAAGGAACAACAGCCGUGUUAGCCCUGUGCCUCUUUCUGGGGCUGCUGCUGGCACUGAGCAGAAAACCGAAGCCGUGCUUCACUGCGAAUUCUGUGAAUUCUCCUCCGGCUACAUCCAGAGCAUCAGGCGCCAUUACCGGGACAAGCAUGGUGGGAAGAAGCUUUUCAAGUGCAAAGACUGCUCGUUUUACACAGGCUUUAAAUCUGCUUUUACUAUGCACGUGGAAGCUGGGCACUCAGCGGUUCCCGAGGAGGGCCCCAAAGAUCUUCGCUGUCCUCUCUGCCUCUAUCACACCAAAUACAAGCGCAACAUGAUUGACCACAUCGUGCUGCACCGAGAAGAGCGCGUUGUCCCCAUUGAAGUUUGCCGGUCCAAACUGUCCAAAUACUUGCAGGGAGUAGUUUUCCGCUGUGAUAAGUGUACCUUCACCUGCUCCAGUGAUGAGAGCCUCCAGCAACAUAUAGAAAAGCACAAUGAACUGAAACCUUACAAAUGCCAGCUCUGCUACUAUGAGACCAAGCACACGGAGGAACUGGACAGCCACCUUCGGGAUGAGCAUAAGGUAAGCCGUAACUUUGAGCUGGUUGGACGGGUUAACUUGGAUCAGCUGGAACAGAUGAAGGAGAAAAUGGAGAGCUCCAGCAGUGAUGAUGAGGACAAAGAAGAAGAAAUGAACAGCAAGGCUGAAGACAGAGAGCUGAUGAGGUUUUCUGACCACGGGGCUGUUAUUAACACUGAGAAGCGUUUUCCAUGUGAAUUUUGUGGACGGGCAUUUUCACAGGGCUCUGAGUGGGAAAGACAUGUGCUGAGACACGGCAUGGCAUUGAAUGACACCAAACAGAUGAGCAGAGAAGAAAUCCACCCAAAAGAGAUCAUGGAGAACAGUGUUAAAAUGCCCUCCAUAGAGGAAAAGGAAGAUGACGAGGCCAUUGGGAUAGACUUUUCCCUAAAGAAUGAAACAGUAGCCAUCUGUGUAGUAACUGCUGACAAAUCUCUCCUGGAGAAUGCAGAGGCCAAAAAAGAAUAAGCGUUUGGUGAAAUUCUUAAUCAAACCUUACUUGAACAGUGAUGAAAAAGUGGGAGGGCUGGCUUGGGCUGAGAAGGGAGGGACAGAAAAGAGAAGACAGAACAAAGCUGCUUUUUAGGACUGAACAAUCUAUUUUCAAAGCACUGGUACCUGUGUGAGUGAGUAUGUAAAUUAAAGUUAUUUAAAUGGUUGGAAUAUGUGGCUCCUUUUCCAUCACUACAUCUUUUCUUCCGGAUCUUCAUCAUGGAAGUUUCAUUUGUUGCGGAAUAUGGAAGCACCUCCCAAGGGUACGGUGCACCCUGUGGUGGUCUUGGACAGUAUGUGGAAACAGAAGCUCCAUGACAGUAGAAGACUUCUCAUUGGGGAGCAACUUUUUGACGCACAACUUUUGGUGCGUUUUUCUAGUUUUAAUACCUUAAGCUUUUUCAAGACCUAACUGCAGCCGCUUUGGGAAAAAAAAACAAAAAACAAAAAACAGAAAACAAAACAAAAAAAAAACUGCUUUGCAUAAAACAGUCACCUGUUUCCUAGUACCUCAAUCUUAACCAAGGGAACUCUCUGCAUUUGUCAGUACUACCUGUCGUCGUUGUGGUUAAAUGUAGAGAGAACUGCUGGGCAAGAUGGUGAAUGGAGAAAAAAAAAAGAGUUUUAAAGAAAGGAACACAAAUUGUGCUUAAAAUCCCCAUGUGGGUUUUAUUUCUUAAAAUACUGUGAUUUUUUUAAUUAUUUUAGUAAAAAACAAAACAAAAAAAAGAAACAGACUUUAAUUAUUAGAUAACUGUUUGUGAAUUGUCAUCCUUUAUUCCAGGUAAGCUGUUUAUUAGUGUUCAACUAUAAUUUAGAAUUUGGUAGAUUCAUGUGAGCUAAUUUUAAGGUGAUUGUGGAGUUAUGUUUGCCACGUGUUUAUUUUCUAUCAAUUUGAGUGUUACAAACACAGCACAAUUCAGUUUUUCAUAUGAAUUGUUUUUCGUGUGUGUGUUGUUAUUGUUGUUUUAAUUUCGGGGCAAGGGAGAUUUAGUUUUUUGUGAAUAGGAAUGUUUUUAUUUUAAACAUGGAAAUAACAAAGAAGUUAACUUUCUUUUUUUUUUUUUUUUUUUUAAUUUAACUAAAGAACCAAACUUUCGGCACAGCUAUGCAGCUUGUGGGCCAGACGAGGAGGUCCUCCUCACCCUUUUGUUGCCUGUCAAAUUCACGCAUUAUCCGUCUCACAAAUAAUUUCUGUUAGGAUUGGCUGGCUUUUGUGUGUGAUUUUAAAAUCUGUGUUUUGUUUCUGCUGGCAUUGUGUUUUGCGGGGGGUUUUCAUUUAUUUAGGGGACGAGGGGGUGUACUAGUAUCCCGUCCCUUUGGUGAGAGUGGACAAGAAAUAACGUAUAUCCUACAAGGAGCCUGGAGAACUACUUUCUUUCUUUCUUUUUUUUUUUUUUUUUAAAUCUAGCUGCCAGCUGCUCUGUCCCCCAUAUCGGCUUUUUCAGGAGGGAGCAGCUUAGACUAAAUCUAAGCCUACAUUUAUAAUAUGUUCUGAUUGUGAACAAAGGGUUUCGUUCCAAAAAAUAGAAAAGAACUUUUCUUGAAGCCUAGGUUUUAGAAGCCCGUGUGUGUGUGUGUGUGUGCUUGGAUGUGUGUGUGCGUGUAUGAGUGUGUGUGUGCAUGUGUGCACGUGUGAGUCCUUUGAUUUUCAUGUUUUGUUUUGUUUUUUUUUACUUGGAAGGGUUGUGGGAGGGUGGGAGGGAAGAAAGGGAAGGGGAAUUGCUGAGAUGACAGUGUCCCACACAGCUUCAAAUAAAAUCCAUGGAAAGAUGUUGCAUUUGUGGAAUAAGUGCUUACUUGAAAAGCAUGUUCUUCUUUUAUUUUCUUACUGUUAAGAAUUUUUAUUUGUAGGAUGUUUGUUUUAAUUUAAUUUUUUUAAGGGAUGGGGGCCAUCACGUGGAAACCAGAAAAUGGGGAAAGUGUGAACUAUCCAGACAAAGAUUCAUUUUGUGUCUAUAUUUGUUUUUAAUUGGCCUCAUUUCAAAUGUAUUAAACAGUUCCAUACCUGGAUUGGGUGUUUGUAAUGGUUACCAAAAAACAAACAAAAAAAGAAAGAAAAAGGAAAAAAAAAAAGAAAAUAAUUGUGACAUGCUUUUAUCACUACUUUAUUUUUCAAAUAACAUGUAAAUAUUGUAAUCCAUUGGAUUUUGUUUUGCUAACCUGUUAAUAAAAAUAUGGGACCAUUAUCCUUUUAACAAGGCUAGAAUGUCCUUUUUUUCUUUUUCAAACAUAUACCUGAUAUUUUGUGGCCGCACAUUUUGGAUGCAUUAUUAUAAUUCUGUUGACUGUAAUGACAUAGAAUUUACAACAUUUUUUGUUGUUGUUUAAUUUAUACAGAGGACAUUUUUUUCAGAGCUUGAGAGAAGAAAAUAAAUAGCAAAAUGAUAACCUAUUGACUCCAGUAUUCAGUGUUUCCCAAUACUUCAUAAAAGAUAGGGAGACCCUGAGUCCUUGAAGCCAAGGGUUUAAAAACAAAACAAAAAAAAAACAAAAACAAAACAAAAAAACCACAAGUAGGUUAUUCAAGUUGUUUGCAACAUACAUUUUGUAAUGAAAUGUGAGAAAUUAAUAAAGAAUUUUUUUCACAUG